GGAUGGCCUCACCAGAUAGGGAGUCCUGGAGGGCGUGGGGGCUUGGUCUCUGACUGCCAGCAAAAGAAGCCGACAUAGAGGCAGCAGGCGACAAACACUGAGGCAACUGACUUGCCCGAAUUUAACCCUCAGGUUUUUUAAAUAAAAUGCAAGUGCAGGGGCUCGGGACUCCUGGAGCCCCGUGGGGCUGAGCGUGGAUGGUGCUCGGUGUCCAGCUUCACUCCCAAACCGCAUCCCGAGCGUUUGCGGGGCGGAGGGGCCCCAGGGCGACGGCUCCGGAACAGACCCAGGCGGCUCCGGUCAGCAGCAGCCCCUCUGCUUUCUCACAGCGCGGGGACCCCCAUCCCCGCCAGCCCCAUCUCACUGUCCCUCUCAGGUCCGAGGAGACCGUGGAGGACCGCGUGGCACCAGGAGCUGCCAGGAGCCAGGGCGACUUAGAAGAAUCCGGGAACCUGGCGUCCCGCAGGGACGCAGCCCCAGGAGAGGUGAGGCCACCCGAGGGCUGCCGCUGCCAGCAGGUGAGCUCAGCCCAGGCGUCCCCUCCACAACCAGGCCCGGAUCCCUGCCUGGCUCCCGGAGCCCGGACUGUGCCUUCCGCAAAAGGGCUGCGCUCUAGAAAGUGGCCUCCACAGUGCCCUUCCCGGCAGCAUGGAGUCGGCAGUGGCAGCGUUUCUAUCCGACUCUGCGGGGCUGCAUGUGAAGAGGACUCUCCCAUCCCGCUGUCCUCCAGGAGCGGGACCUUUCUCCCCGCAGACUUUGCUGAAGACGCGGCCCCCUGGUCAGGGGCAGAAAACAGAUCCAGGCCGCCCCGCUCCUGCUGGGUGGUGGAGAAGGUGGAGGGCGGGCAGGUGCUAAGUGCUACUGUGAAAAUAAAAAUCAUCAUAAUAAAGAACGAAUGGGUUUCGAAUUUGAGCUCAGAGGUGUUGAGCAGCCUGUGCGAGGCCACAGAGCUCACAGCAGGAAGGACGCCCAUAGUGACAGGGACAUCUGACGAGGGAGCGCCCUCCUCUGGCUGGAGGGUGGGGCAGCAGCAGCAGCCAGGCUUCAGGGAAUGGGGUGAAAUGAGGGCCCCGGGAGCUCCCCAGGUGGAAGAAGCACAGGUCUGGUAG
Nomascus leucogenys (northern white-cheeked gibbon) is the source of this 1109-nucleotide messenger RNA. RefSeq lists its product as uncharacterized. The record is from RefSeq and is a predicted model, not a curated record. Lineage: Eukaryota; Metazoa; Chordata; Mammalia; Primates; Hylobatidae.